Messenger RNA from Cantharellus anzutake, 552 nucleotides. RefSeq lists its product as uncharacterized. The record is from RefSeq and is a predicted model, not a curated record. NCBI's taxonomy places the organism in Eukaryota, Fungi, Basidiomycota, Agaricomycetes, Cantharellales, Hydnaceae. The transcript has a single exon. The annotation marks the transcript as partial.
AUGCAGCUUAGGACGAAUCUGAUAGGCGGUGCCAAAUUAGCGGCCAUAGAACGUCGUCUACAGGACGAUAAAAUCCUCGAUACUCUCCGGUACCCUCAUAUCGCCCACGAUGACUUCACCCAGGCGUGCCUAGAGGGGACUAGGAUUGAUCUCACGGAGCGUAUCAUAACAUGGUGUCGCAACACUGGGGAGAGUGAGAACCGGCUAAUGCUACUGACCGGUGUGGCUGGUGCUGGCAAGACUUCAAUUGCACUCACGAUAGCAGAACAAUGUGCUAGUGAAAGGGACAUUGCGCUGUUACUGCACUUCUUCUUUAAAGCGGGAGAACGGUCCCGGCCCGAUUUUCUAUUCAGCGGCAUUGCUCGAACUUUAGCAGACCAUGACCCGGUUUACCGCACUCUCAUCAUCUCUGCUCUCCGAGAGGACCCUUCCCUCUCAACGGCCCUACUCGCAAAGCAAUUCGAGAAUUUGGUGGCUUUGCCUCUCCUCCAUAAACCUCCACCUCCCGACCGUCCCAUGGUGGUUAUCAUCGAUGCUUUAGAUGAAUGUGAC